This is a messenger RNA of Cuculus canorus (common cuckoo), 1903 nucleotides long. Its product is annotated as collagen alpha-6(IV) chain-like. Gene Ontology annotation, molecular function: extracellular matrix structural constituent. Gene Ontology annotation, cellular component: collagen trimer; basement membrane. The record is from RefSeq and is a predicted model, not a curated record. Lineage: Eukaryota; Metazoa; Chordata; Aves; Cuculiformes; Cuculidae. Bases 300 to 1415 code for a protein of 371 amino acids. The transcript is spliced from 11 exons.
CCCCUGGAAAUGCUGGGCUGAGGGGGAUCCCUGGGCCACCAGGACCUCCAGGGCAGCCAGGAUCUGUUGGAUUCCCUGGAGCUCGUGGAACUGCAGGGCCUAAAGGAUUUCAUGGAUUUCCGGGUUUAAAUGGUCUGAACGGCUUGCCAGGCACAAAAGGGUCUCCUGGAACACCAGGCCUGAGUGAAGCUGGACUGAAAGGCCCUGCAGGUCCCCCAGGUCCAAAGGGUGAAGAAGGUUCUCCAGGGCUGGGCAGAGGAGCUCUAGGAUUCCCUGGACCAAAAGGCUCAUCAGGAGACAUGGGUCCCCCUGGUCCUAUUGGACUGCCUGGCUUGCCAGGAACGCCCGGAGCUUCUCUUCCUUCUGAUAUACCUGGGAGACCUGGGGAUGCUGGCCAUCCAGGAACGGAUGGGAGCUCAGGUCUUCCAGGUUCUCCAGGACCACGAGGGCCUCCUGGCCCAGCUUCUGAUCAAGGUGACACAGGCAACCCAGGUUUGCCAGGCGUCCUUGGCUUGCGAGGCAUUAAGGGUGAUGUGGGACGCACUGGUCCAGUUGGACUCCCUGGAGCAUCUGGAUUCAAAGGUGUAAGAGGGGAGCCUGGCCUUAUGGGGAUGCCAGGUAAAGAUGGGCCUGCGGGAGAUCCUGGUCACCCUGGGCUGAAAGGUGAAAUGGGCCGUCGAGGUCUCCCUGGCCGACAAGGGGCUCCCGGUAUAACCCCACAGCCAGAAGAACUCACAGCCCCUGCAGGCUUACCAGGUCUGCCAGGAGUUGAUGGUGUCCCUGGCUUUGAUGGAGAUCCUGGAUUGCAGGGUGCAGCUGGAAAUCCAGGUAAAAAGUACAUUCAGAUCACUGAAAUGCCGGCUUUCUUUGGGGAUCCAGGACCAUCAGGUGCCCCAGGACCACAAGGAUUUGAAGGUGUUGCUGGAAAGCCAGGCUCACAUGGUUUGCCAGGAAUGCCUGGUCGCAGCGUGGGCGUUGGAUACACUUCAGUGAAGCAUAGCCAGUCAGAGCAAAUCCCGCCCUGUCCCAUAGGAAUGAAUAAGCUCUGGGAUGGCUACAGCUUAUUGUACGUGGAGGGGCAGGAAAAGUCACACAACCAGGAUCUUGGUUUUGCUGGCUCGUGUUUGCCUCGCUUCAGCACCAUGCCUUUUAUUUACUGCAGCAUCAAUGAAGUGUGCUACUACGCCAGCCGAAAUGACAAGUCCUCUUGGCUCUUCACCACUGCUCCUAUCCCCAUGAUGCCAGUGGACAGCAUUCAGAUCCCGCAGUACAUCAGUCGUUGCUCAGUAUGUGAAGCACCUUCCCAGGCUGUGGCUGUGCACAGCCAGGACAUCACCAUCCCCCAGUGUCCCCUUGGCUGGCGUAGCCUAUGGAUAGGAUACUCUUUCCUUAUGAGUGCAGAAUGCAAUUCCUAACGGCGCAGGCGACGAGCAGUCUGCUGAAGUUCCCAGAGGGGACUGUUGAGGCGCUCGGGGAAGAUGAUCCAACCCGAGGUUCUGUGCUGUGGGGGAAGAUUUCUGGAGGUGAGCAUUUCCCUUUCACUCUGGUCUUGGUACAAAGUAAUCCUUGCCUGGGGGUUUCCUGAAGCACAAGGUCCCAGUCUCAGGUGUGUCAGGUGGGUGCUGCUGAGAUGCCUCAGGUUGAGAGAGAGGGAAAAGGAUGUUUUAGCGAUUCAAAGUGCUCAUGUGAAAAGGUUAGUCAAGUGAAACUUUGAAAUUACAACAACUUGCACCAGUCCUGUGCGAUUAAAAGAAUCUACUUAACCCCCCUGUGUCAGUGAGCCCUCCUCGCUUUUUAAUGAAAUCAAAGGCAGCUUUCAAGCAAGGAGUGGUCUUGUUUAGGGCUGUGUUUAUUGGUACCAGCUCAAGCUCUCUGACCAUCCUAAGAGCACAUGCAGAAAGAG